Messenger RNA from Juglans regia (Persian walnut), 702 nucleotides. RefSeq lists its product as uncharacterized. Lineage: Eukaryota; Viridiplantae; Streptophyta; Magnoliopsida; Fagales; Juglandaceae. The record is from RefSeq and is a predicted model, not a curated record. Gene Ontology annotation, cellular component: nucleus. The transcript has 4 exons. Gene Ontology annotation, molecular function: sequence-specific DNA binding; DNA-binding transcription factor activity. The coding region runs from base 73 to 543 and encodes 156 amino acids. Gene Ontology annotation, biological process: regulation of DNA-templated transcription.
GUUCACAGAGAGAGAGAGAGAGAGAGAGAGAGAGAGAGAGAGAGAGAGAGAGAGAGAGAGAGAGAGAGAGUAAUGGUUUCUAGGAAGCACAAGAGAGCAGCCAUGUACAAGAAGCUGCAACUGCUUCGUUCAAUCACCAACUCCCAUGCUCAGAGUAAAACCUCGAUUAUAUUAGAUGCAUCGAAGUACAUAGAGGAUCUAAAGCGGAAGAUAGAUGAAAUGAAUCGAAAUAUUGUUGUGGAAACUGUCCAAGCUUCGUUGCCCCUGCAGCUUAAGGUAGAAGCCCAAGAAAAGGGUUUUGUGAUUGAGGUGUUCGCGGAAAGGAGUUGUUGUGGUUUGCUUGUGUUCAUUUUGGAAGCAUUUGAAGAGCUGGGCCUUGAUGUGCGCCAAGCUAGGGUUUCUUGUUCAGACAGAUUUCAUUUAGAAGCCAUCGGAGCCAGAGAUAAUCAAGGAGAUCAGGAGGACCAGAUAGAUGCUCAAGUGGUCAAAGAAGCAGUUUUGCAAGCUAUUCAAUGCUGGAGUGAAACAAGCGAGCAAAAAUAAGAAAGCCAAAUCGAUCUUAUUAUAUAUAUUUGUUUUGAACUACAUAAUUUUCUUCUUUCUAGCUUCGUUUUCCCUUUAUUUUUUCAUUUUAAUUUCCAAUUAAUUACUAUCUAGAUCGGAGUUUAAUUUCUAGCUAGCGGGUACCUGUCUCUUUCCGUA